AUGGACGUGGAAGACACCACGGGCGCCGGGUGUCGAGAGACAACUCGGUGGCGCGCGUUAUUCCACGCGCUCCCCGAAGAGAUUCAGCAAACCCCACUGGGUCAAGCAAGUACGGCAGACUCACUGUGCAGACGGAGAAACGCCGCUGCCAUCCGAAGGCCACAGAGGGUCAUUGCGCAGCGGGUGGCGAGGGCGUACCGUACAGUGAGCUUUGCGGCGGCGUGCGUUCUGGCGGGAACCCCUCCUUGGGAGCUCGAGGCUUGGGUGCUCGCCAGAGUGUACGACUGGAAGGCGGCGCAGAGGGCACUAGACCGGCACCUGGACCCUAUAGAACGGGAAGAAGUACGGGAGGAAGCGAGGGAGAUAAUAACUGGGCACUGGGCCUAG
Helicoverpa armigera (cotton bollworm) is the source of this 387-nucleotide messenger RNA. RefSeq lists its product as uncharacterized. The record is from RefSeq and is a predicted model, not a curated record. Bases 1 to 387 code for a protein of 128 amino acids. The transcript has 2 exons. Lineage: Eukaryota; Metazoa; Arthropoda; Insecta; Lepidoptera; Noctuidae.